AUGAGUGGAUCUGAGCUGACGAUGACGUCAAAUCACGCAAAAGGCCUUCCGAAGAGUCACUACGCUCUCACUGUCAGGUUGGCAGGGGAGCUGAUUAGGUUUUUAAAAAGCCGAAGACUUGUUUUACAAGAAAAAGUUUCUGAUUGAAAGUCGACGUGAAGAUAUGAUUUUCGAAUCUCAGAGAAAAUCUCCAGUUACACGAUUUUUGAUUUUGCUCUCACGUCCGGUCUUACUUGAGCAAAUGGAGUUCUACUUCUGGAAAUGAGUUACUGCGUAGCUAUUUGGAAAUCUGUGCGAAGUUUCCAAGUCAUUCAGAGCCCACUGCAGAGAGUUAUGCUCAAAUAACCAGCUGAAAUACCUUUAUGGCCAGUACUGUAUUUUCAAUUAAAAUCAUAGCUCAACAUAUCAACACAAAACAUUGUUAAAACAAUAUUCGGGACCCUAGUACUUGGUUUUGCGAAAGCCCCUGGCGUCAAUCACACUGCCUGGCAUCUUCUCUGCAUAGAAUUGAGCAAAGUGUCGAUGGUAGACAUGGGGAUCUGAUUCCAUUCAGACAGCAGUUGAGCAAACUUCUCGUUGCAAUUCUUGGCUCUUUUGUUGGCACAACGUCGCUCAACUCUUCCCAGAGAUGUUUCGAUCGGGUUCAGGUCCGGAGAUUGACUUUGGCCACCCCAUGACAGAGUGACCCGACGGCUCUUGAACUAGUCCUGAGUUUCAAAAACCAUACGAAUUACUUGUCAAUUUUUCUCACCUUGACGAACAGUGAAGUGUGUGCUUGGGAUCGUUAUCCUGUUGAUAAACUUACUCACGGCCCGUGGCUCUCAGGCGCGUGCAACAUCUGGUUCUGGAGAUAUCUUUGUAGACGAUGCUUGUCCAUGACGCCGUUCACGCGAUGAAAAGCGGUCCGACGCGCUUCCAGAGAGGCGCCCACACACCAUGCAAGAACCUCCACCAUGCUUUCACGGUGGGUAAUUGGUAUUUCGGAUGAUAUCUGGACCCAAUUGGUCUACGAACCCACUGAAUUCCGUCACUCCCGAAGAGGAGGAACUUGCUUUCGCUCCGGACACAGAGUCUUGUUCCAGUCUUGACGGGUCCAGUCGAGAUGCUCCUUCGCCCGCCAUCUGGCAGCUCGGAUUCUUUUCAAGAAACGUCGGCGGUUUCUUCACUGGACGUCUUCCCAUGAUUCCGCAGCAGUCAGACGUCGUUUCACGGCUCGAGACGGAUGGCGGAGAUGGCGAAUUCAAGAAACUUCCCGUCUGA
Molecule: messenger RNA, 1260 nt
Organism: Caenorhabditis auriculariae
Lineage: Eukaryota; Metazoa; Nematoda; Chromadorea; Rhabditida; Rhabditidae
Source: the annotation of a GenBank genome assembly